Molecule: messenger RNA, 447 nt
Organism: Hirsutella rhossiliensis
Lineage: Eukaryota; Fungi; Ascomycota; Sordariomycetes; Hypocreales; Ophiocordycipitaceae
Exons: 2
Coding region: 1-447 (148 amino acids)
Source: RefSeq, a predicted model, not a curated record
AUGAAGCCAUCCUCGCUCCUCAGCAAGGCCGUCGCCGCCGCCGCCACAGCCCCCAGCCUCGCCCACGCCCUGCCCUCCCCAUCCCCGACGACCACGGCGCCGCCCUCGGGCUCUGCCACCCCACGCCACGAGCCCCUGCCGCUCGCCACGCCGCUCAACUGGUACGCCGGCCGCACGCUGUUCCCCGGCCAGAUCCUCGCGGGCUUCGGGGCGCCAUACGCGGACCACACCAUGGAGACGUGGGCCGAGCACGUGCUCAGCCAGUGCAAGGCCAAUGAUGAAUGCAACUCGACAAUCUCGUUUGCCGCGGUCGACGAAAAGACGGGCAAGACAUGCUGGCACGGGUACAUCUUCUGGGGCAAACACACCACCCGUGACGACUACAGCAGGUCGAGCCGCGUGCACGGCUCGGUCGCCUAUAACGUCCUGCGUCAACCCAAGGCUUGA